UCAGCGGGCAUCGUUGGAACAGUCAUCGGCUUUCCCCUUGAUUUAAUCAAAACAAGAAUGCAAACUCACCAAGGCCAACCGGGUGGUGGUAUUUUCGAAAAUGGAUUACGCGUUGUAAAAUCCGAAGGUAUUUUGGCCCUAUACAAAGGAAUAGCGCCACCUCUGAUUUCACUAUCAAUUUUGAACACUUUCACGUUUGCGAGCUACUCCUACUUCCAAACAAUAUUUCAGGCUGAUAGGGGUUGGGAUUGGCGAAACUCAGUAGCUGGUGGAGUUUGUGGUCCGUUUGCUGCCACUGUGUCAACAGUGGAGAAUUUAGUAAAGACUCAAAUGCAAGUGGACAAUAUCUCGAAAAAGCAGUUUAUUGGAUCUUGGGAUUGUGUGACGAAGUUGACAAGAACGCAUGGCCCACUAAUACUGUACACCGGUUUCGGAAUCAACUCUAUUCGAGAAAUUGCGUUCCUUACAACUUACUUUGGACUUUACGAAGGUUUGCGACAGACAUUUGGGGACCUUGCCGGCAGGCAUCCCAUAAGUACAUGGACAAUUCCAGUCGCUGGUGGUUUCGCGGGUGCCGCUUCCUGGUUUCUGAGUUUCCCACUGGAUUGUAUACGAGCGGGCGUUCAGGGCCAGGAUAUGUCAAGUCAACGCAAAGGGUCAUUAAAAGUACUCUGGUAUUUGAUGGAAACGAAAGGGGUUAAAGGUCUCUACAGCGGAGUCUCGCCGAGUAUUGUGAGGGCUUUCCUUGUCUCAGGAAGUCGUUUCAGUGCCUAUGAAGGUGCAUUAUGGCUUCUGCGUGGAGGGCGCGAUGUCCAGCAUUAA
This is a messenger RNA of Phaeodactylum tricornutum CCAP 1055/1, 822 nucleotides long. RefSeq lists its product with no specific name. The record is from RefSeq and is a predicted model, not a curated record. Gene Ontology annotation, biological process: transport. The transcript has a single exon. The annotation marks the transcript as partial. Gene Ontology annotation, molecular function: transmembrane transporter activity. NCBI's taxonomy places the organism in Eukaryota, Bacillariophyta, Bacillariophyceae, Surirellales, Neidiaceae.